Messenger RNA from Chlorocebus sabaeus (green monkey), 267 nucleotides. It is a transcript of the gene SMIM21, whose product is annotated as small integral membrane protein 21. The record is from RefSeq and is a predicted model, not a curated record. NCBI's taxonomy places the organism in Eukaryota, Metazoa, Chordata, Mammalia, Primates, Cercopithecidae.
AUGGACCAGUGUGUGUCCACAGCUCCUCCCCGAUUCCCCAUAGCACAACUGGGAACAUUUAAACAAAACUCUGCAGAAAAGGGAGGGAUACUCAAGGGGAAUUUGCUGCAGAAGGAAGCACCUACCACCAUGAGUUUAUGGUCUGAAAAUGAACAUCAUAUUCAUUUGUUCACAUUGCUGGUUCUCUUCCAUGUGACAGUGUUGCUGAGGAACCGCAGGAUACAAGGGGUUUCUGAAGACUGGAAAAAGGCAAACAGCGUAUUUUGA